AUGGACUGGCACGCAAAUUAUCCACUGGCACAUCAAAAAAUCCCUGUAUCUCCUUUUGGUGCAAAUCCAUCGUAAUUAUAUGCGUUAAACCACUUUUACAAAGCAUCUUUGCUAACAGUUUAGAAACUAUACAACCUCGUUUACGCAUUUUGCAUUGCUUAGAGUAAGGCAAAUAUGGAAUGACACCGACAAUAUUCUUCGCAGAAGAAGUUUUACAAGCAUACGCCAUAAUCAAAAGCUCCAUUAUGUUGUUGUUUACAUCUUUCGUUCCCGUUUGAAUUAUGUAGAGAUCUUUACUACGUACAGAAUCUCCAAUUUCAACCAUAGUUUCACGAUUUGAUUUGUGAUACACAGAACAUCCUCCGUGUUUAACACCUAAUCGACUGUUUUGAAUCAAACAGUUACAAUCAAACAAAGUGAUCAUAAACAUAUAUAUAUGUAAACUUACUUAGCAAUAAGAUUAGCCAAUUCUGGAUGAGAAUUACCCGCGAUGAGUACAAUAUCUGAGGAUACGGGCUUGUCCAUAUUACAUAAAUGCUUCUGAAAAUUAAACGAAUAUAAUUUGUAUAAUAAAAACUCGUUUCGUAAAAACUGUACGAAACAAUAUAUUCUUAUUCGAAAUAAAUAAAAAUCAAUCAUUCAUAAAAAUCAAUAAAUCACAAUGACAUCUAUGAUAUCAACUAUGAUUUAGCAAUGACACGAUAUACUUAAUGUAAAUACCUUAUAGUUCACAAUACGAUAAUAUAAAGUAUUUAUAUUAAAUCACGUAUUACAAAGCGUUUCCAAUAUUAGUAUGUUCCAAAUUAAAUUAUUCUUCGUUUAUUUAUGUCAUUACUUCGCUAAUCCUAUUGAUUAAAUGCUGUUAACUUAAUUAGAAUGCACGGGAUCGAAUCGAAUUCUUUUUUAUCGAAAUAACUUUUUUUUCUUUAUGCUUCGUUUACGUUAACCUUUGUAGAUCUACUGUUUCUUGAACAGCUGCUCGAUUUCAGAAGUACCAACUUAUCGACAAACAAUAAAUAAAAUCAUAUUACGAAUUGCGAUGAAGGGUACUAAAUUUUUAUUUUAAUCCUCAAAAUAUUUGUUUUCUCAGAAAAGUAUAAUAGAGUGUUAUUCUUUUUUAAAAUCUUAACUUUUUUUUUUUAAUUCGAACUAUCGUUUACUUAUAUCAGAAUCCUUUUGCAUGCAAUAUGGUUUCAAUAAUGUUACGAUGAAGUAUUUAAUUCAUGUAUUUCUGUAAUUAGUUUGUAUUGUCACGUAGAAUACGUUGCAGUUAUAUAGUAGUAGUAUUUUCUGAUAUUCCAAAGUUGCAGUGAUAAAAUUUAAUUUAUUUGAACAAGGCAUUUUUAUAUCAGUAGUUACAUUAUAAAUCAUAAUUUUUCAUAUUCAUGAAUACAUGGAAAUUAAUCUUUUCUUGAAUAAUUAUUUUUAUCUGAUAUUGGUCAAUUGUAAAGUGAUAAUGUAACAUAAUGUAAUUAAAAUAGAUUAUAACAUUAAAAUAACAAUGACAUUACAUUGUAUUUUUAUUAAUGUAUUUCUAAUACAUUAAUGUUACACAUUAAACAAAGUGAUACUAAAGUGAUGCUGAUUCUCCAGAAAAAUUUAGAAUAUACUAUAAUUUCUGUACAUAUAUAUAUUUACAUACAUAUAUAUUUUCUUUUUUUUUUUUUUUAGAUAAAAUGAUGCAUACUACAAGAGCAGAUACUUCUGAACGAAGAUUUGAAAUACAAUGUAAAUUAGAAGCAGAGAUUGCUUCUUUAGAAGCGUUGAAAGAAGCAGAAGAGCGAAGUAGAAAAUUAACAAACAACGUUGUAGGAAUUUUAUCUUCUUUAGAGCAACGUCUUGCUACAUUACGUCGUACUAUACUUCCCGUUUAUAAUGAAACAGGAAAUCUUCAAGCACAACAACAAAAUAUAGAAAUGACAUUAAAUGCAUUAGAUCAUGCUAUUGGAUACUAUGGGGUCUGUCAAGAAGUAGAAGUUACAGUGCGAGCUGGUCCAGGAGGAUCUGGAGGAUUAGAUAACUUUUUAGAAGCGAUGAAUCGUCUUUACAAUGCUCAACGUUAUUUUCAAAAAAAUAAUCCAAGCUCUGUAGAAUUAGAGAAUGUAACAAGUUUAUUUGUCGUUGGUUUAGAUGCUUUAUACGCAGAAUUUCAUGAUAUUUUAACUAGACAAAGUAAACCAAUCCUUCCAAUCGUUCUGCUGGAUUUAAUUGGAUCAGAUGAAGAUACUAGCGGAGAGGAUGCUCCUCAAUCUCUUUGUCAAUUACCAGAAAGUAUUUUAGGAGAUUUACUUAAAAUUGCAGCAUGGUUGGAAGAGAGGGGACACCGUAAACAUGUAAAAAUUUAUGCAUCUGUACGUUCUGCUAUUGUUUUAAGAUCUUUACAGUUAUUGAAAGAACAUCAAAGAAGUGCUAGUGGUGGUAGUACACAUGCAGGAAGUCCUUUGCCAAAGACAAAAUUUGGAAAUAGACAUUCACUAGGAAUUCAAGAAAUUAGUGGGAAAAGAGCUUCUAAAAGAUUACAGCAUGCUUUAGAAAAAAAAGCUAGUAGAAUGUUGUUAAAAGCUUCUCAAACUACUGGUUUGGGAUUGUCUUUAACUACAUCUAGGAAGCCACCACCACAGUUAUCUGGACAUUCUGUAGAAGAUACAGCACCAGAUGAACAAGAAAUGGAAAAUUAUUUGCUGUUAACAGUUGGUCUUCAUAAACUUAUGCAAGCAGAGCGAUCACUAGUUGCUAAAAUUUUACCAACUAGUUUGCAAGCACAAGUACUAGAAGCUACAGUACGUGAAGCUAUGGAUUUAGUAGCUCAUGAUGGAGAGAGUAUAGCAACUCGUGCUAAGAGAUGUAUUGUAAGACGUGAUUUUUCUGCAGUACUAGUUAUCUUUCCAAUUUUAAAACAUCUUGGAGAAUUAAAACCAGAUUUGGAACGCACCGUUGAGGGUUGUGAUUAUGCCCUUAGAUCAAAAUUUACUUCUGUGCUUAAUACUCUGAAUAUAACUGGAGCAAAAGCAUUGGAAGAUUUUGCAGAAAGUGUUAGAAAUGAAUCUAACUCAAUUUUACCUAAAGAUGGUACAGUUGCAGAAAGUACAAGCAAUGUCUUAGUUUUUCUGGAACAAUUAGCAGAAUACGCGGAUAUAGCAGGAGCUGUACUAAGACGUAGUGCUGAUAUGGAAAGUGCAACAUGUAUAAAACAAACAGAAAAUAUGUAUAGAAUUGUUCUUGGCACUUACAUUAAAAAGGUACUAGCGCAACUGAAUUUGGUACUGGUCAGUAAAAGUGAUACUUCAUAUUCGGAUGUUGCAUUAAGAGCUUUGUUUCGCUUAAAUAAUCAUAAUCAUGUUAUAAAUGCUUUACGUCGUAGUUCCUUAAUGGAACUUUUAUUAUUAGCAGAACCUAGCGCAGAACAAACAUAUCAUGAUCUCUUGUUACGUGAUAAGGCUAAUUAUGUUUCUACUACAUUUGCGAAAGCACGCGCUUAUCUAGAACAACCCUUUGAUGAACCAGAACCAGGAGCAAAAACUUUAAAGGAGAAAUUUUUAGGAUUUACAAGAGAAUUAGAAGAAGUUGCAAAGUGUCAACGUUCUUAUUCUGUACCUGAUGCUCGGUUACGAGAAGAAUUACGAAAAGAACUUCAACAAGCUAUUGUUCCGCUUUAUACGAAUUUUUAUAACAAGUAUCGAGGAAUAUCAUUUUCCAAAAAUCCAGCUAAAUAUAUAAAAUACACUCCGGAACAAAUAUCUAUAUUAAUUGAUACAUUCUUUGACACAACGGCAUAA
Messenger RNA from Heterotrigona itama, 3776 nucleotides. NCBI's taxonomy places the organism in Eukaryota, Metazoa, Arthropoda, Insecta, Hymenoptera, Apidae. The record is from the annotation of a GenBank genome assembly.